AUGACAAGAGGAGGGAACCCACCAUUUCAGCCAAACGGGGAGUACCAGAUAUCAAGGCUACCACCACCACCAUCGCAUUCCUACCGGCCUCAAAACCGCCAGCACUACGCCCCGCCGCCUUCGCGGCCCCCCUCUUCGUCUUCGAAGUCGUCGUCAUGCAAGGCCUGCUGCUGCUGCAUGUUCCUGCUGGUCUCCUUCUUGUCCCUCGUUCUCCUUGUAAUCCUCUUGGCAUUGGUUCUAUCCAUCAAACCCAAGAAGCCACAGGUAGACCUCAUUCAAGUGGACGUACAGUACGUUUCCAUCACCUCUAACGACCCCGCAACAACUGCAACUACUGCCACGCUGUCCCUCGCCAUUCGGUUACUUUUCGCGGUGGUGAAUCCCAACAGGGUUGGGAUCCGGUACGGCGAUUCCAGGUUCACAGUCAUGUACCGCGGAAUACCUUUAGCUAGGGUUCUGGUGCCUGGUUUCUACCAGGAUCCGCACUGCGUGAAGGACGUCGUCACUGCCGUGGCUGUUGAUCGUCUUAACUUGCUUCAGGCUGAUGCCGCUGAGUUGAUCAGUGAUGCAGUCAUCAAUGACAGGGUCGAGUUUCGGGUUCUUGGUAACGUUGCUGCUAGGAUUCGUGUCCUUCGUCUCUUCGAUUCUCCUCGUGUUCAGGUCUCUGUGGAUUGUGUUAUAGUGAUUAGUCCACGAAAGCAGUCUCUGAGUUACAAGCAGUGUGGAAUCGAUGCAUUGAAUGUUUAAAGGAAGGUGAAGACUGGGUAGUAGAUAGUUGAGAAUGGAUUAUUUGAAAUAUUUAUUAUUUAACGGUUUAUUAUAUUAUCAUUUAACAAUUUUUAACUAUAAAUUUACCUUGAAGACAAUGAAGACAACUUGAAUUUUCACUUUGAAAGAUAUUCAUGUCAUGAAAUCAUACGAGUUUGGAAGACUACUUCUCAAAAGAGACAUCUAACUUAUUAGUGAUAAUAUAUCAUUCAACAUUUUG
Arachis stenosperma is the source of this 988-nucleotide messenger RNA. Its product is annotated as NDR1/HIN1-like protein 13. The transcript is spliced from 2 exons. The coding region runs from base 1 to 747 and encodes 248 amino acids. Gene Ontology annotation, cellular component: plasma membrane. The record is from RefSeq and is a predicted model, not a curated record. NCBI's taxonomy places the organism in Eukaryota, Viridiplantae, Streptophyta, Magnoliopsida, Fabales, Fabaceae.